AUGAAUUUCUUUACUGCGCAGUAUCUGAUAUCCCGAUGCACAGGAAAAGCUCUCAAGCCAAAAGCGUUCGCCGCAAAGUGCAGACGAAGACAUGCGGCUAGUUCGGCUGUACAGAAGAAGCGCAUCUUUUAUGUUCACGACCUUAACCCAGGCGUUUCUUUGCCUGUCAAGAAAGAGGUUGAAGGAAGGUUCAUCAACUUUGCAUGGAGCCAGCCGUCGCCGCACCUGAUGGUGGAGAGACGCAAGUCAGAGCUCGUCGUCCCUGGGGCUGAGGUCGCGGAGCAUCUGAGCUGUUCCUCCCUCCCCCUUCGAUUUCCUCUCCUCUCGGGGAACUGCUUCUUCCCUCGAUUGCAAUCGAGCGCUCCAAAGUCAGACUGGCUGAAAGUCGAUCGUCUCUACGGUCCCUUUGCCUCUCGAUCGUUCGCCAACAAGAUUUGCAUCAGGAAGCUCGACGGGCCCGCCUGUUCGUAUGGGAUCGCUCUGAAGAAUGAGACGCGGAGAGGAGGAAGGGGACUGAGAGCCUCUGAGGAGGCCAUGGCAGUCGCAGAGGCCAUACUGAGAAAUCAGGCAGGAGGAGAGGAGGGAGGAUGGCAGAGAGCUGAAGUUUGUUUGAUAGCAACGAUCAUAGAUGGGCUGGCAGAGCUGAGUGCGACGCUCAAGAUGGAGAAGACCCCGAGGAUCAUUGAGGGGUAUGAUAUCAGCCAUAUACAGGGGUAUGGAACUAUCGCUUCCUCCUCGAUGUUGCUCGAUGGGUUUCCCGUUCCGAGAUAUUACAGGUGGAUUAGGAUCGAAAGCGCCAACGUGCGAACGGGCCAUUCAGAUGACUUUGCUUCUCUUGCUGAGGCGAUCAUAAGACGCUACUCCUCGAUCCCUUCGAGCCCGCUCCCCGACGUCGUCUUGAUCGACGGAGGGAGAGGGCAGCUCGCGGCGGUCAUGGCGGCGAUUCGAAACUCGACGGACCCGGGGAGGUGCGAGGAGAUCCUGAAGAGAGUGACGUUCCUGUCCUUGGCGAAGCAGCGAGAGGAGGUGUAUGUCCCCGACAAUCCUCGACCCCUGCACUUUGAGGGAGGGAUCUUUUCAGCUGCCAUGUUGCUGUUGAGGCAAGUUUACGCAUGCCCCACUACUGGAGUUGCCCCACAUGACUGGCCACCUCUGCGUACUUGUACCGCCAUUGCUGUUGUCUUCACGAUGUCAUCGAAUCUUGUCUCCACAGCUCUCGGCGUACACCUUGCAACCUCACUCUUCUUGAAGUGUCGAGACGAGGCCCAUGCCUUUGCUGUCUAUCACCAUCGCUCCCUUCGGAGCUCCGAAUACCUUCGGAGCGUUUUUGAUGCGAUCCCAGGGAUUGAGAGGAAGACGAGGAAGAAGCUGAUUGAGAAGUUCGGGUCCAUCGAGGCGCUUGGGACAGCGGAAGAAGGAGACAUAGCAGCUGUCGAGGUGAAGGGGGAAGGAGGAGCGGAGGAGACGAGGAGCGGAGGAGACGAGGAGCGGAGGAGACGAGGAGACGAGGAGACGAGGAGACGGGGGAGAGAAGAGCUGCGAGGCAUGAUGAAGAUGAAAGUGAGAAAGACAGAAGGGACGGUGACUGACCGAUGGGUCAAGGAGGGAGGGCGAAGCUGUGUUGUAUUGGAUGUGGAGGGCUCGGCUCUGGUGCUGACGUGGCAGCCCUGCCAGGGGGUCGACGAGCUUCAGGCGUCUGCGAUCAUCGAGCAUUUUCAGAAGAGAAAUCUGAGUGAAGUCAACGGGACAAGUUUGAGCUCCAACGUCACGAGCGAACGCGACCAGCCUGUUAAGAUGCUACAGCAUGUCGACAGUUUUCAGAAGAUUUUCCGACGAGCUGAAAGGAAGUGGAGGAGGUGA
Molecule: messenger RNA, 1860 nt
Organism: Guillardia theta CCMP2712
Lineage: Eukaryota; Cryptophyceae; Pyrenomonadales; Geminigeraceae
Exons: 14
Coding region: 1-1860 (619 amino acids)
Biological process (GO): DNA damage response
Cellular component (GO): excinuclease repair complex
Molecular function (GO): excinuclease ABC activity
Source: RefSeq, a predicted model, not a curated record